AUGCCUCCGCAAGAAGACGCCCUUUUGCGGCGCCCACUCUACAUCUACGACCUGCCUCCUGAAGUCCUCGGCUCACUUACUCUCAAGGCCGACGCCGACGCAUCCAACGAGCCAGAAAACGAAACUUCCACACCGAACGAAUCCCGACCUCAAACACCAGAAAUUACCGGAACCAGCUCCUCCUUAGUGGGAUCCCAAGCUUGCUCGCUUUGUGGUCUAUCCUUUGAUGGCCUCGAGGAGCAACGAAGUCACCUCAAGUCCGACUGGCACCACUACAACCUGAAGCAGAAGCUGCGUGGGCUCAACCCGGUAUCGGAACCAGAGUUUGAAAAGCUAAUCGGCGACUUGGAUGAAAGUCUAUCGGGAGAGGACGACUCUACCGAGGACGAAGAUGAACAGGCCAAGGGCGACUCGACGCUCGUCACGCUUUUAAAGAAGCAAGCAAAUAUUGUGGACAAGAGCAGGAAAGACAAGAGUGCUGAAGAAGAAGGUGAAAGCUCAAAGAACCCGCGCGGAUCAGGCACACCACCCUUAAUAUGGUUUACCUCUCCCCAACUGCCAGAAAACCACUACUAUGGCAUCUACAGGGCAAUAUUCACAAAUGAGGAGCUGGCAACAGAAGACAAGAUCCUAGAUUCCGUCAAGUCCCGUCAGCUCGCCCCAAUAUCCAUGCCCAAACCACUCACAAACAAGGACGGCACAAUGGGUCCAUCUGCAGCGACCUACACCGGGAGACACAUCUUCAUGUGCAUGAUAGGUGGUGGCCACUUUGCCGCCAUGGUUGUCUCCCUGGCGCCCAAAAAGUCCAAAUCAUCCGCCCCGCUGAACCGCGAGGCGACCGUCCUCGCCCACAAGACCUUUCACCGUUACACGACGCGCCGCAAGCAGGGUGGUUCGCAAUCGGCCAACGACAAUGCCAAGGGCACCGCGCACUCGGCCGGUUCGUCGCUGAGGCGAUACAACGAGCAGGCCCUGGUGGAGGAUGUGCGGAACCUGCUCGCUGACUGGAAGGGUCUGCUUGACACUGCUGAUCUGCUGUUUGUACGCGCUACAGGCGUCACAAACAGGAGGACCUUGUUCGGGCCGUACGAUGGUCAGGUGUUGAGGGCAAACGACCCGAGGCUCAGGGGUUUUCCGUUUAGCACAAAAAGGGCGACGCAGAACGAGCUCAUGCGGUCCUUUAUCGAGCUCACAAGACUCAAGGUCCGGGAGAUCCUCCCCGUGGUUGAGAAACCACCGCAGCAGGAACAGAAGCAAGCUCCGGCGCCCAAGCAGGCCCCUGUCAAGAAGCUCAGCGAGGAAGAGGAGACGGCACAGCUCCACACUCAACAAAUGCAGGCCCUCAUCCGACGAUCCAAACUUCCCUCACUGCUGACCUACAUCAAAAACAACAACCUGUCCCCCGACUUCCGCUUCCACCCUCCCGAGACGCAACAAAACCACCACGCGCCAACCCCGCUUCACCUCGCAGCCUCGCUCAACUCGGCAACGGUUGCGCACGGUCUGAUGGUCCGAGGCGGCGCGAACCCUACAAUACAAAACGGCCAGGGCCGCACGGCCUUUGAGCUCGCGGGCGACCGGGCGACAAGAGACGCCUUCAGAGUUGCGCGGGCCGAGCUCGGCGAGGACAAGUGGGCAUGGGACGAGGAGGGCGCCAAGGUCCCCGCUGCGCUGACGCGCGCCGAGGCCGAUCAGCGCGAGGAGAGGGAGGCCAAGAAGGAGGCGGACAGGCGCAAGGCCGAGGAGGAGAGGUUGAAGCGGGAGGAGGCGGCAUCCGGGGCCAAAAAGGGCGGUGCCAGUGCGAGGAAAGGAGGCGGCUUGUUGGAUGGUACGGUGCCCAAGACAGCGCAGGAUCGCAGAGAGGAGGAGAUGAGGGGCUUGACACCGGAGCAGAAGAUGAGGAUUGAGAGGGAGAGGAGAGCGCGUGCCGCUGAGGAAAGGUUGAAGAGGAUGCAGUCUGGGUCAUAA
Molecule: messenger RNA, 1968 nt
Organism: Pyricularia grisea
Lineage: Eukaryota; Fungi; Ascomycota; Sordariomycetes; Magnaporthales; Pyriculariaceae
Exons: 1
Coding region: 1-1968 (655 amino acids)
Source: RefSeq, a predicted model, not a curated record